CAUUAUUGGACCUUCUCUGCCCCUAGCACCUCUAGUCUGUACCCUCCCAUCCGCGCAAGAUGGAGGCGGCACUACUUCGAAACAGCCUACUCCUCGCACUGAUGAAGACACGAGAUGGGGAAGCAGCGGAAUUGGAAAGCGUGACGGUCCCGUUUCUUCUGCCUCAUCCUUUACCGAGAAGAACCUGGACCCAAGCAAGUGCAAGAAAAAGCAACAAGUACAAGACUGGGCGACCCAAGCAAGUGCAAGGAAAAAUCUCAGAUUUACGAAGACAUCGAAGAUGUAUCGCUAAGCUGGUUUGAGUGAGUGCAGCACUAGAAGAAACGUGAUCGGUUAUUCGCUUGGGGGCCGCGCAUCCUACACGCGGCGCCAUCGUAACAAGAUGGCACUUCACUUUCGCACUCUCAUUCUCAUUCUCAAGUGCACUAUUCUCAUUCUCAUUUUUCUCUUUCUUCUCUCUCUUCAUUUCUCCCUUCUCAAAACGGUCAAAUGCGCGCAAAGCGAUUCAUCAUCAUUGCACAUGUGCCGAUCCUAUUUGACUAAUCAUGUUUCCUAUGAAAAAAUAUGCUUUGUUAGUUUCUAGUAGGAGAAGUUCAAGUUGCAAAGAUGGCGUCAUCACUUAUAGUCUCUCGCUAAGUCCGCUUACCCGCGAUAAAGACGACAAGCAGGCCGUGACGUUCAAUGGUUGGCUUAAUCCUGCCAACAGUUCCCCGUUCGGUUUGAAACGACGCGUCUCUGGCUCUUUUAGACCUGACACGAAUGCAGAUCCGCCUUAA
This is a messenger RNA of Amoebophrya sp. A25, 776 nucleotides long. Lineage: Eukaryota; Dinophyceae; Syndiniales; Amoebophryaceae. The record is from the annotation of a GenBank genome assembly.